ACCACUAAUGAAUACUUAAAUGUAAAUCAACUGAAAAAGUUGAGAUCUUUACUGUUCUCAUCUCCCCCUCCCCUCCUUUCUCUCCCUCUCCUUUUCUCUCCCUCUCAGUAACAUUCCGAUACAUAAACCUCUCCACCACCGACGACAGCGACGAUGCAGAGGUGGCAGGAGAUCGGCUGUUCAGGUUCUCCAAUUCAACCUCCGUUUCACCUUCUCCGGUAUUGAAUGCUGUAACCGACGCCAUCCCUUAUCCUUGUAAGUUCUACUCAGCUCCAUCAAAUCCUUGGCAUUCAAGUUUGAGGUUAAGGGGAGGAACAGAGUUAUUAAGCAGCUAGAUCGCUAGCCUGCGAUGAAUCGAUUUCCUUAUACAAUUAAUUGUUUCUUCAAAACUGGUGUUUGGUAGAAUAUCAGAUACAUUUUCUGCCAUGACAAGCCAUUUUUCAGCCUCCAAGCCUUCUGCUGUUCCAUAUAGGUCAGUAGGAUUGUCACCAUCUCCAGCAGAAACGACUGAUCAUGGCUUUGAUUUUGCCACCUCCAGCAACAAAAAUAAUUUGCGUCUUUCUUCAUCUCUUCAAGAUUUCUCAUUGUAUCGACGACUUGAUGUAGACGAAGAUGAUUAUAGCAUUGGGAUUGAUAGGAAGCCUUAUUUGUUGCAAAGAGAAAAUGCUGGGUCAAGCUUUUCAAAGGAGAAAGCAUUGCCUGGUAGAACCCCAAUUUUACGGAGAAAGUGGGUGCGGUUGGUCAUGAUUCUUUUGUGCCUGCUGCUGCUUGGUUUCCUAACUUAUCUAAUUACAUCAUAUAUUCUUUCUUAUUGGGCUCAAGGAACUUCCAAGUUCUAUGUUGUUCUUGAUUGUGGAAGUACUGGAACUCGAGUUUACGUAUAUCAGGCAUCAAUUGAGCACAACAGAGAUGGAAGUCUUCCUAUUGCUCUUAAAUCACUAACAGAAGGUCUUUCUAGAAAGUCAAGUGGACGUGCCUAUGACCGAAUGGAAACUGAGCCUGGACUACAUUUGUUGGUACAUAAUACAUCUGGUUUGAAGGCUGCAAUAAAUCCACUAGUUCAGUGGGCUGCAAAGCAAAUCCCUGAGCAUGCUCAUAAGACUACCUCCCUUUUCCUUUAUGCUACAGCUGGGGUUCGCAGGCUGCCAACUGCUGAUUCAAAAUGGCUUCUAGACAAGGCAUGGUCCAUACUAAAGGAAUCACCCUUCUUAUGCCAAAGAGCAUGGGUCAAAGUUAUCAGUGGAAUGGAUGAAGCUUACUAUGGAUGGAUAGCCCUUAAUUAUCAAACAGGUACGUUGGGGAACAGCCCCAAGAGAGCAACAUUUGGUGCACUUGACAUGGGUGGCUCAUCAUUACAGGUGACAUUUGAGAGCCAAAAACCUGGGCAUAAUGUGACUGACUUAAAUCUUAGGAUCGGAGCUGCUAAUCAUCACCUCACCGCCUAUUCCCUUGCGGGCUAUGGUUUAAAUGAUGCAUUUGACAGGUCUGUUGUCCAUAUCUUAAGAGGGCUCCCUAGUGCAGAUUUAGCAAGUGGGAACUUAGAAAUUAAGCACCCUUGUCUGCAAACUGGCUAUAAGGAGCAAUACAUCUGUUCUCAUUGUGCUUCUGAUCAACAAAAUAGUUUGAGCCCUGUUGUUGUAGGAAGAAAUUCAGGCAAGGGAGUCAAGUCUGGAGUUCCCAUUCAGCUUAUUGGUGCUCCAAAUUGGGAAGAAUGUCGUGCACUGGCCAAAGUUGCCGUCAAUUUGUCUGAAUGGUCUAAUCAAAAUGCAGCUAUUGAUUGUGAUGUGCAACCUUGUGCUCUGCCUGAUAUUUUUCCACGCCCUUAUGGUCGGUUCUAUGGAAUGUCUGGCUUUUUUGUUGUUUAUCGGUUUUUUAACCUGACUUCAGAAGCUGCUCUUGAAGAUGUGUUGGAGAAAGGUCAAGAAUUUUGUGAGAAGACCUGGGAAGUUGCAAGGAAAAGCGUUCCUCCACAGCCAUUUAUUGAACAAUACUGCUUUAGGGCACCAUACAUAGUGUCAUUGUUGAGAGAGGGUUUACAUAUCACAGAUAACCAAGUUGUUAUUGGUUCUGGAAGUAUUACGUGGACACUUGGGGUUGCACUUUUUGAAGCUGGGAAUGCAUUAUCACCCAGACAGAGGCUUCCUAGUUAUCAAAUAUUUCAAAUGAAGAUACAUCCGAUAUUUCUCACUGCCGCUUUGGUUAUUUCAUUGAUUUUGCUGGUUUGUGCAAUAUCAUGUCUUGGCAAUGGGAUGCCAAGAAUUUUUCGGAGGCCAUAUCUUCCAAUUUUUAGGCAUAAUAAUGCAUCUGCUACAACAGUACUUAGUAUCCCUUCACCAUUCCGGUUCCAGCGAUGGAGUCCUAUUAGUUCUGGGGAUGGAAGAGCAAAGAUGCCGCUUAGUCCAACAAUUGCUGGGAGCCAACAAAGACCAUUUGGGUUGGGACAUGGUCUAGGCAGUAGUGGCAUUCAGCUUAUGGAAUCAUCUUUACACCCAUCAAAUGGUGGUGUGUCGCAUAGUUAUUCCUCAGAUAGCUUAGGACAGAUGAUUGACAGUAAUGGCAUCGGUUCGUUCUGGUCUCCCCACAGAGGUCAGAUGCGCCUCCAGAGCAGGAAAUCACAAUCUCGAGAAGACCUUAGUUCUUCUUUGGCUGAGGCGCACAUGGUGAAGGUUUAAGGAAUAAACUUCCUGAAGUUAUGGUACAGUGGCUUCUUCCUUUUGUAGAUUAUAUUUUUCAGAUAUGAUUUAAAUAUCUUACCGAUGAGAAAAAGAAAAAGUAGAGAGAGAGAGAGAGAGAGGAGAUGGGGUGGGGUUGGCUGGACUUGAAAAUCUUUUUAACUAUAACUAGGCAUUCUUUGUAAUGAUCAAUUUGUUGAGAAUAUAGUGCCCUUGAAUGAAAUAUUUCCAGAUGGUGUCUUCAGGAGAAGAGCCUGAAUUUGUCACAUACUUGGAACAAUAUACUUCUGCUGACAGCAACUAAGAGAGAUUUCCGCGAAGAUAGAGAAAUCAUGUACAGUGGAGGCCAAAUUGAUCAUCUUUAAACUUGCACCAGCCGGCGGAUCUCUGUGACUGAUAGGUAGAUGAGGAAAUUUAUCAGCAUAACUGGUUCUGGUGGGUCCAGUUUUGAUUUUGAUUUUUCAUACAAUAAAAAUAUCAUUAAAGAAAUCAAAAUGCACAUUAUAUUUUUCUUGAUCUUAAAUGUAUUUCCAUCCAAUGUACAAUAGAUAUAUUCCCAGUUAUUACAGGUCUAUCCCAUUGCAGUGUUAUUAGCUGGUCUCAUCAUUGAUUUGCUUAGCAGGGAUUUUGCGACUCGAUCCUACCUCCUUCACUGGUUAAGAUAUCAUCGGUCACGAGGUAUUAUUCCCUGUUGAUUUGUGUAUCUGGAUGACCAUUGUUUUUAUACAAAACAUGAGAAGCUUAGAUCCAUAAUUCUUGACUCUGUUACAUAGCAGUUUGACUCUAUUACGGACUUUUUUUCUUCUUUCCCAUUUCUUCUUUGGAUCUCACUCAUUGCGAAUGGUUAGAGAACUGAUUGACUAUAUGGGGUUUCAUGGAAGUUAAUAGUUUGAUAUUAUAUGCAUGCCCUAGAUUUAUACUUGUUGAAA
Messenger RNA from Manihot esculenta (cassava), 3601 nucleotides. Its product is annotated as probable apyrase 7. Bases 426 to 2672 code for a protein of 748 amino acids. The record is from RefSeq and is a predicted model, not a curated record. Gene Ontology annotation, cellular component: membrane. The transcript is spliced from 3 exons. Gene Ontology annotation, molecular function: nucleoside diphosphate phosphatase activity. Lineage: Eukaryota; Viridiplantae; Streptophyta; Magnoliopsida; Malpighiales; Euphorbiaceae. Gene Ontology annotation, biological process: nucleoside diphosphate catabolic process.